Molecule: messenger RNA, 1837 nt
Organism: Abrus precatorius (Indian licorice)
Lineage: Eukaryota; Viridiplantae; Streptophyta; Magnoliopsida; Fabales; Fabaceae
Product: SUN domain-containing protein 1
Exons: 2
Coding region: 218-1633 (471 amino acids)
Biological process (GO): nuclear envelope organization
Cellular component (GO): nuclear envelope
Molecular function (GO): protein-membrane adaptor activity
Source: RefSeq, a predicted model, not a curated record
UUUGGUUUCUCUUCAGAUCUCAUAAAACCACGAAUCACUGAAAAACACACACACACACUCUCUCUCUAUUUUUGCUCUUUUAUUCUUCAUUCACCGCCAAACAUUAUUAGGGUUUUCGACAAUUUCAUCAUUUUCUUUUCACUUAAUUUUUCUUUUUUCAUUUUUUUUAAUUUCUAAAUUCGGUGUUUGAAUUGAGAAGCGGUUUUCGACGAUUCCGAUGUCGGCUUCCAUGGUGUCCAUCACGGCGGCGAACCCGGGGGCGCGUCGGAGACCUGUCAUCGCCGCCGAGAAAAAAACCGCCACCAACAUCGAGCUCCUCGCCAACGACGUUGCUCUUUCUCCGGCUGUCGCAACCUCUGGCGCCGGCGACCCCGGCGCACCAUCCGCCGGAAACGCCCGAGAUCUCAGCCACCAUUCAAUCCGCGGCGAGGCACUCCUCGAGAGAACCUCUCGAGAAUUGGUUCCGGCAAAGAAGAUCACCGGUGCCGGUGGAAACUCGGCGUCGAUUCCGCCACGGCGAUCGCGGAAGCCAGUUCCGAAGGCUGAGAAGCCACGGUGGGUCACGGUGCUGAGCAUUUUGGGGAAGAAUUUGGUGCUCUUGGUGGUGCUCGCUGGGUUGGUUCAUCUGAUUCGGAGGCUGGCGUUGAAAUCCGGCGACGCCGCGGCAGGGGGAUUUGCUGGGUUGUCCGAAUUUGAGGGCCGGAUUUCAGACGUGGAGGGUCUGUUGAAGAAGACGGCGAAGAUGAUUCAGGUGCAAGUUGAUGUGGUGGAUAAGAAGAUUGAGGGUGAGGUUAGAGGGUUGAGGAAGGAACUGAACGAAAGAAUUGAUGAGAAAGGUGCAAUCUUGGAAAAUGAGUUGAAGAAAUUGGAGGCAAGGAAUGAGGAAUUGGAGAGGUAUAUGGAUGAGUUGAAGGGAGAGGAUUGGUUGACAAAGGAAGAGUUUGAGAAGUUCGUUGAGAAAUUGAGGAAUGUGAAGGGGAGUGGGUUUGAGGGUGGUGGAUUGGAUGAGAUAAGGGAAUUUGCGAGAGGGGUGAUUGAGAAGGAGAUUGAGAAGCAUGCUGCUGAUGGGCUUGGGAGGGUGGAUUAUGCUCUUGGCAGUGGCGGUGCCACGGUUGUGAAGCAUUCAGAGGUUUAUGAUGUGGGGAGGGGCAAUUGGUUCUUGAAGUCUGCUAGAAAUGGUGUCCACCCCAGUGCUGAUAAGAUGUUGAAACCGAGUUUUGGUGAGCCGGGGCAGUGUUUCCCCUUGAAGGAUACUAGCGGGUUUGUUCAGAUUAGGUUGCGCACUGCCAUCAUUCCUGAGGCUGUCACCUUGGAGCAUGUAGCAAAGAGUGUUGCAUAUGAUAGAUCAAGUGCUCCCAAAGACUGCAGGAUCUCUGGUUGGCUACAGGGGCGUAAUACUGAUUCUCUAAUUGAUACUGAGAAGAUGUAUCUUCUAACAGAAUUUACGUAUGACCUUGAGAAGAGCAAUGCUCAAACAUUCAACGUGAUGAAUUCGGCGGCUGCUGGUGUUAUCGACACAGUAAGGUUCGAUUUUACAUCCAACCAUGGAAGCCCUUCACACACAUGUAUAUAUCGCUUGAGAGUUCAUGGUCAUGAGCCUGACUCAGUGUCUAUGAUGGCAGUGGAGUCAUAGUGCAUGUAUUAUUUGCUUUGGAAUUUUGUCAAUGUCUGUAAUUGUUCAGUAUAUUUUGUUUAGUCCUAGGAUAGGAAGUCAUGGACAACGUUGUUACAAGAUGCAGUCACUAAUGUUCAUUGUUAGAGUAUUUAACUUCUUGCUGCUUCAAAUGGAUUUUGUAUCUAGUGUAUGAUUCUGUGUUAGGCAGUUGAUAGAUCUUGG